Molecule: messenger RNA, 3126 nt
Organism: Vicia villosa (hairy vetch)
Lineage: Eukaryota; Viridiplantae; Streptophyta; Magnoliopsida; Fabales; Fabaceae
Exons: 7
Coding region: 1-3126 (1041 amino acids)
Biological process (GO): DNA repair; telomere maintenance
Molecular function (GO): DNA helicase activity
Source: RefSeq, a predicted model, not a curated record
AUGUUGGAAUCGGAGAGACUUAGAUGGCUUCGUAAAAAUCAAUCCAAAUUAAGGGUUGGAAAGUAUCACAAUUUGAAUGAGUUAAACUCGAACAGUGUGACACAAGGCUCAAGCACUAGAAAAAGAGUAGUUUUGCCGUCUUCAUAUGUUGGCAGUCGUAGAUAUAUGGAUCAACUAUAUUUUGACGGAAUGGCAAUAUGCAGCUAUGUUGGUUUUCCUGACCUAUUUAUUACAUUUACAUGUAAUCCAAACUGGUCGGAGAUACAACGUUAUGUCAGACAACCAAACUUGAAAUCGGCCGAUCGUCCAGACAUUAUUUGUCGAGUAUUUAAAAUGAAGUUUGAUGAGUUACUGUCCGAUCUCACCAAGAAAUCUGUGAUGGGCAAGGUCCUUGCCUACAUGUAUACCAUUGAAUUUCAAAAGAGGGGUUUGCCACAUGCUCACAUAAUAAUUUUUCUUCAUCCGACUAGCAAGUAUCCAAACGCAAAUGAUAUUGAUAAGAUAAUUUCAGCUGAAAUACCUGACGAGAAUUCUGAUCAUGAGCUCUAUAACUUGGUAAAGUCACAUAUGAUACACGGUCCAUGCGGAAGUCUUAACCAAAAUGCACCGUGUGCAAGGGAUGGGAAAUGUUCCAAGUAUUUUCCAAAGGAAUUCCGUCCUCAGACAAUAGUUGAUCAAGAUGGCUUUCCUGUUUAUCGAAGAAGAGAUAAUGGUCACACUGUGUUAAAGAAUGGAAUUCGGUUUGAUAACCGUCACGUUGUACCAUACAAUUCAGGAGGAUUGUUAAAGAAGUUUCAAGCUCGUAUAAAUAUGGAGUGGUGCAAUCAAAGUUCGUCGAUAAAGUAUUUAUUUAAAUACAUCAACAAAGGUUACGACAGAAUCACCGUUGCCGUUGUUAGGAAUGAUGAGGUGAACCAAAAUGCCCAGAGAAAUAUCGAUGAGAUUAAACAAUAUCUUGGUUGUAGAUAUGUAUCUCCUUGCGAAGCAUGUUGGAGAAUAUUCUCUUUUCCCAUACAUGGAAGAAAACCCGUUGUUGAGAGGUUAUUUUUUCACUGUGAAGGAGAGAAUUCUGUGUUUUACAGAGACAUGGAUCGCUUAGAUACCGUGUUGGAAAAACCAAGUGUCACGGAAUCAAUGUUUACUGCUUGGUUUGAGGCAAACAAAAAAUAUCAUGAAGCCAAGGAGUUAACAUACAGCAAAUUUGUUGGAAAGUUUGUUAUGUCAAGAAAACAAGGGAAUGGAAACCGCGGAAAAAGGGUUAUACAAUUGGUAGAUUGGUAUGGGUUCCUCCAAGCUCGGAGUUACCAAGACAUAAAAAUAGUUAAUAAUAAAAGAUGUAAUUCUUUCUGCGAUGCUUGCUUUGCUAUGGGAUUUAUUGGUGACGAUAGGGAGUACAUUGCUGCCAUUGAAGAGGAAAGUCACUGGGGCUCUGGGCAUUAUUUGAGGUUACUUUUUGUUCAUUUGUUGCUAUUAAGCAGCUUGAAUAGACCAGCACAUGUUUGGCAAAAAACAUGGCAAUUAUUAUCGGACGGCAUAUUAUAUGAGCAACGUAGAAUUGCAAACAAUAGAGAGUUGAUUUUGUCAAAUGAAGAAUUGGUCAAUUUGACAUUGGUAGAAGUUGGAAAAUUACUCCAAAAGAACAGGAAGAGUUUAUCCGAUUUUGUUGGAAUGCCACAGCCAAAUGGAUAUGUUGUUCAACAAUUAGGCAACAAGUUGAUUUAUGAUGAACGUAACUAUGACAUCAUAGAACAAAGUCAAGAAUACAAUGCAUUAUAUCAACAUCUCACAGAUGAACAAAGAACUGUUUUUAACACUAUUAUCGGGGCUGUCAAUAACGGAAGAGGAGGUGUCUUUUUUCUUUACGGGUACGGCGGCACGGGAAAGACGUACAUCUGGAGGACAUUGGCGUCUUGCAUACGGUCGAGAAAACAGAUUUGUUUGACGGUUGCUUCAUCUGGUAUAGCCUCUCUUUUGCUACCAGGAGGUAGAACAACCUAUUCCAUGUUCAAAAUUCCAAUCCCAACAUUGGAGGAAUCCAUAUGUGACAUCGCAAAGAAUACCGAUCGAGCUGAGUUGCUUCGGUUAGCCAAAUUAAUUAUAUGGGACGAAGCUCCAAUGGCUAACAAAUAUUGUUUUGAAGCACUCGAUAAAACCCUUAAGGACCUUAUGUCCGACACAAAGGCUUCCAAGUCUAUUUUUGGUGGUAAAGUUGUUGUUCUCGACGGUUCUCAGACUAACAAAAAACAUGCGUUUGUUGCAACCACCACACCUUCAAGUUCAAAAGAAUUAGAAGAGUUCUCAAAUUGGAUUUUAGAUGUUGGAGAUGGAAAACUGGCUGAACCGAAUGAUGGAUUUGCAGAUAUUGACAUACCAAAGGACAUGUUGAUAUCCAAUUUCGAAAAUCCGAUAAAAGCAAUUAUUGAUUCAACCUAUCCUAACUUUCUCCAAAAUUACAAAGAUCCACAAUACCUUCAAUGUAGAGCAAUAUUGGCUGGAACUUUGGAGACAGUUGAUGUCGUAAUUCGUUAUGCGCUAGAUAUGGUUCCAGGAGAUGAAAAGAUUUUUUUGAGCUCCGACUCAGUUGACCAAAUGGACACUGAUGCUUGCGAUUCGUUUGUUUCUUUGACAACGGAAUUUUUGAAUACACUGACAGCAUCCGGUCUUCCACAUCACAGCAUUAGACUAAAAGUGGGGACCCCUAUAAUGCUUUUGAGAAACAUCGAUCAAUCCGAAGGGUUAUGCAACGGUACAAGACUCAUUGUUACAAGAUUGGCCGACCAUGUUAUAGAGGCAAGGAUUAUCUCCGGUAAAAAUAUCGGAACUUCAUUUUACAUUCCAAAAAUGGAUAUCUCUCCAACGCAAUCACCCUGGCCUUUUAAAUUAACAAGAAGGCAAUUUCCAAUCAUUGUGUCCUACGCAAUGACGAUUAACAAGUCGCAAGGUCAGUCGUUAGACUAUGUUGGGUUGUAUUUGCCAAGGAAUGUCUUCAGCCAUGGUCAAUUGUAUGUUGCAGUAUCAAGAGUGAAAAGCAAAAACGGUCUCAAGAUACUAAUCCACGACAAAGACAAUGAAGCGGCACACACUACCACCAACGUGGUAUUCAAAGAAGUCUUUGAAAAUGUGUAA